GCCGGGACAAGCUUCUGUUUUCGUAGUUUUUACCCAGUCUUCGGGCCCUGCAUGUCUUGCGGGCGACCGCGAGCGUGGGAAAACCAGCCCACGUCUCCAGCUGUGCGCCGCGGCCGCGAAGUAGUUGUAUUUGACCGAUUCCGUUGUUUUCCUCGGAGUUAAAACCACAAAGGAGGGGCUUUGAGAGUUCUUGAAAGUGUCGAGGCCGGAACGCGCCGAAGGUAGCAGCGAGAUUUCCGGGUUUGCUGCCAUUUCAGGCGUUGUGCUCUCUGGCGUGGGUUGAGUUUACCAGGCAGCCCCGACGUGAUCUUGUGAGGGACGGUGUGCUUUUCGAGGCGGCUCAAGGCGUCUUCUGCGGGCGAAGCUGGAUUUUUUCAUCUUUCAGGAGCUUAUAUCGCCUGUUCUAUCCGAAGCCAUGCAAGUCGCUUCAGAGAACCAUGGCGCAGGGAGCUCUGUCGCUCCCGGCAGUUGCCCAACACCCGAGUGUACAUACGCCGCAGUUCUCUGCUGCAUCUGCGGUUGCAGCAUCCCGCCUUCCCCCCGGAGUAUCUGUCUGUCGUGUCUGGCGCAACAGGUGGACAUCACUGAGGGCAUUUCUCGGUCGAUCGUUCUGCCGUGCUGUAGAACAUGUGGCCGGUAUAUGCACAUUCAGAACAAAUGGCUUGCGUGUGAGCUCGAAUCCAGGGAACUGAUGGCCGUUUGUCUCAAGAAGGUUCGCGGCCUGAAGAAAGUCGAGAAAAUUGUGGACUGUCAGUGGCUGUGGACGGAGCCGCACAGCAGACGUGUGAAGAUGAAGCUCACAGUCCAGAGCGAUGUGCUAGACGGUCGUGCUGGUCUUCAGCAGUCCCUCAUCAUUGAAGGCGUCAUCCAGAAUACGCAGUGCGAUGAGUGCAAAAAGUCCUACACGCCUCACGCGGGCUGGACGGCGAUGGUGCAAGUUCGGCAGCAUGCGGAGCACAAGAGAACUUUCCUUUUCCUCGAGCAGCUGGUGUUGAAGCACCGGCUGGCGGCGCGCUUGCUGAACGUCGUUGAGAAGUCGGACGGUUUGGACUUCCACUUUCCGAGCAGGCAAGCGGCGCUCCACUUUGCGGAUUUCUGCCAGUCGCGCUUCCCAUCUGUGUCUCGACAAGCUAAGCAACUGAUCAGCCACGAUGCGAGCAGCAACAUUUACUACCACAAGUACACCAUCAGCGUUACCCUCGCUCCUGUGUGCAAGGACGACCUCGUCUACAUCCACCGGAAGCAGGCGCAAGCGCAGCUGGGGGGAUUCACGAACCUUUCGCUUUGCACGCGCGUGGCUGGCGCGGGAAUCCAGUUGACAGAUCCGUUUUCGGGUAAAGUCCUGAACGUCAGUCCAGAAAAGUACUGGAAGUCUCCGUUUCAGCCGCUCUGCACCCGAAAGCACUUGUCUUCGUUCCUCGUCCUCGACGUGAACCCCGUAGAUCGUCCCGGGUACUCUCAGACGGAGUCAGGUUCUCGGCGGGAUGUGCCCCGAAAGGGGAAGGGCCGGGCGACGCGGUCAGAGCCUGAGGGUGACGAAGACGCCGAAAUGUUUGCCGGGCUUCAAACCACAGGCCGCGCGCGAGGGGGGUUUGGUCAGGCGGACCAAGAGGCUGUCACAGGGCAGAGAGCACAUGGAAAGAGAAAGAAGAAACGAAGAAACAGCAGCCCCACGAGCCAUGGCGGCGAGACCAUGUGGCACUCUAGUCGCCCCGAAGGCGGCCGAACAGUGCCUACAACCAGUGGAAAGGCUUCGACGCGCUUGGCGGGUUCGACGCCUUCGACUCCUCUGGUGUAUGAAGUGGAGUUGGCGCGGGCCUCCGACGUCGGCGUCUCUGACCGCCGAGUUGUCACUUACACCCACUUGGGCCGGUUCCUCAGUGCAGGGGACUGGGUGAAAGGGUACGACCUCCGAAGCAUCAAUUUGCCGGGGGCGGCGGACAACGAACUGGAGCGGGACGCGGGCGGGUGUCGGGCGUCUGCGACGGCGGGCAAAAAAGGGCGGCGGAGAGGCGGGAAAGAGAGCCGAGAGGACGCGGGCAACAUGGAAAGCGACGACGACUUUUCGAAUCCCGCCUCGCUCUUGAAGCACGAGGAAAACCAGGAACAGGGCCUUGCCGCAUGCGUACGCUGGGAGGUGGUGAUCGUGAAGAAGGUUCCGGCACAACAGAUGCUAAGUGAAGGCCCGGCAGACGGAGCUGCGCGAGGCGCGAAGGCGGGACGCAUCCGGCCGUGGGUUUUGCAAACGCUGCGGAAGGAACGCGACACAGAGAGCGGCCAAAGUGGGAAGAGGCGCGGCGGCCAACGGGGCGACGACGGCGGCAUGGAGGCCGAGCUGGAAGAGUUCAAGGAGGAACUGGAAGAAGACUCCGAGAUGCGAGCCCAGGUGAACUUGUGGAAGGAUCCGCGGUACACGUCGCAGGCGAGUCGGGACAAGAAGAAGGCGCAGAAAGACGGGAAGAAGAGGGACGGGAAAACAGGAAAGGGUGCAAAGGCCGGGGCACACCCGACCGAAGCGACGCACAAGGAGGCGGGCAAAGCACGUGCAGGCGACGAGAUGGAACCCGACGAUAGCGGCGAGUACGAAACCUACUCUGAGGAGGAGGAUGACAGCGAGGAGCUGGCCCAGCUGAUGGAAGGGCUGACCCUCGAAAACGGAGUCCUGAAGGGAGUGACGGUGGAACCUGGUGCGCGCCUGACACAUGAAGGAGACGACGACGGAGCGCCGAACAGCGAUGGAAAGAGUGCAGAGAAAUGGGCUGUGUCGGGCUCUACCUCGAGCAACAUGAACAUUGGAGACGACGGUGAUCUGUGAUGGCUAACGCGCGAAGUUGUGGCACGGUGUCAGAAUGAUUUUUUCACAGGGAAAAAGAAUCUCUGUUGUAAGGCUGGAGGAGAAAGGUGGAGUGGGAAGGAUCUCUUCUCUUGGAAGGCGUUGCUCUUUCCCGUUAUUCUCUGGCAUAGUAAAGGAACAUCGCUCGUUUCCCUUCUGUCCCCGUUUCUGAAUUUUCCUAACUGGUAUUUACACACUGGCCAAUACGAAAUGAACUGUCGGCCAUCGAUGGAAACAUGGCGUUCACUGAAGCGAACGUC
Molecule: messenger RNA, 3093 nt
Organism: Toxoplasma gondii ME49
Lineage: Eukaryota; Apicomplexa; Conoidasida; Eucoccidiorida; Sarcocystidae
Product: NMD3 family protein
Exons: 3
Coding region: 416-2815 (799 amino acids)
Biological process (GO): ribosomal large subunit export from nucleus
Cellular component (GO): nucleus; cytoplasm
Molecular function (GO): ribosomal large subunit binding
Source: RefSeq, a predicted model, not a curated record